CGACAAACUCCAAUCUAAGAACUCUUUCUUACGAUUUCUCACGCACACAAUGCCUCCCAAAAAGGUUCCUCCUCCUCCCUCAGCAACAGGCGACGAAGGUACGCCUUCAAAGCAGGAUGCCGUCUUCAGAGAGGGCAUCAACAUCGAGGACUUGAAUUUACCGAAGAGUAUUGUGACGAGAUUGGCAAAGGGCGUACUCCCACCCAACACGCAGAUUCAAGGAAAUGCAAUGUUGGCAAUGACCAAAAGCGCGACGGUCUUUGUGAAUUAUAUUGCCAGCCAGGCAAACGAGUUCGCUUCAGCAUCUAAUCGAAAAACGAUUGCACCUCAGGAUGUGUUUGCUGCGUUAGACGAAGCACAAUUUGCAGACUUUAAACCAAGAUUAGAGGCUGAGCUCGCGAAGUUCAACGAAACACAGGCCGAAAAGAGGAAUGCGUACAAGAACAAAGUUGCCAAUAAAGCUGCAGGCCAGUCUGGGGCUGGCGAAGACGACGAGGGCGACAGUUUGAUGGAUAGAGAAGGACAACCAGCUUCGAAGAAGGCGAGGUUAGAUCACGACGACAGUGCUAUGGACGUGAGUGAGAUGACGGAAGGCUAUUCGCGGGCAGAUCAUACAGCAGAUGAAGAGGGUGAUGAUGGUGGGGAUGAAACAGAAGAAGACGAGGAAGACGACGAAGGAGACCAAGAGCGUCUAGAAGUUGAAGAGCAACUGGAGGGGCCUGAGGAACCAGAGGAUCAGGACGAAGCACUGGAUAAUGGGGACGAUAGCGAGUAAUCGGCGAUGGGUGGAGUUAUGGUAUGGCUGCAUUUGGGACUUGGAGUUGACUGGAAAAGCGACGUCUGGUUCAAUGUACGAUCUAUUACGAAGCGCCAUAUGCGGCACUCAUUCGACGUCGGCCUCAUGGUAUAUGGGUGAAAACCACGUCGUGGAACGUUCAUCCUACGUGUCAAGCGAUAUGCUGGAGAGCAUAAGUUCCUACGAGCUUCCAACCAAGCACGACAACGCGGAGCAAACUGCAAAAUAUUCGUCUCUAUGCAUCGAGAGC
Molecule: messenger RNA, 1046 nt
Organism: Mollisia scopiformis
Lineage: Eukaryota; Fungi; Ascomycota; Leotiomycetes; Helotiales; Mollisiaceae
Product: histone-fold-containing protein
Exons: 4
Coding region: 50-775 (241 amino acids)
Biological process (GO): DNA damage response; heterochromatin formation; leading strand elongation
Cellular component (GO): epsilon DNA polymerase complex; CHRAC
Molecular function (GO): protein heterodimerization activity; chromatin DNA binding
Source: RefSeq, a predicted model, not a curated record